CUUCCACCCCCAACCCAAUCCACUCCACUCCACCGCCGCUCGCUCGCCGCCGCCGCCGCGUCGUCGUCGUCUCCGGCCUCCGCUUCCUCGCCGACGGAAUCCUAGCUUAGCCAUGGCUGGUAGGGGCAAGGCGAUCGGCUCGAGCGCCGCCAAGAAGGCCACGUCGCGGAGCUCCAAGGCCGGGCUCCAGUUCCCCGUCGGCAGGAUCGCCCGCUUCCUCAAGGCCGGCAAGUACGCCGAGCGCGUCGGCGCCGGCGCCCCCGUCUACCUCGCCGCCGUCCUCGAGUACCUCGCCGCCGAGGUUCUUGAGCUCGCCGGGAACGCGGCGCGGGACAACAAGAAGACGCGGAUCGUGCCGAGGCACAUCCAGCUCGCCGUGCGCAACGACGAGGAGCUGUCGCGCCUGCUCGGCGCCGUCACCAUCGCCAACGGCGGCGUCAUGCCCAACAUCCACAACCUGCUCCUCCCCAAGAAGGCCGGCUCCAGCGCCAAGGCCGCCGCCGCCGACGACGAGUAGAGACGAACACAGAUUCCUCACUAUGACGAACACUACAUGCUUCCUUCCGCCGAUGGAUUAGACAAUAGGCAUCCUGCUUAAUUUAGUUUUUAAUUGUGCUUGUUUCGUAGACAAGGGAUUAGUUGCUCUGUAAUUGGUGUUAAUUUAUAUGAAAUAGUGUCAUCUUUCUCGAUGACUUUUGUCAAAAGAAAUUCUCUCCGGGUGUUCAGAUUUUCCAGGU
Molecule: messenger RNA, 737 nt
Organism: Oryza sativa Japonica Group (Japanese rice)
Lineage: Eukaryota; Viridiplantae; Streptophyta; Magnoliopsida; Poales; Poaceae
Source: RefSeq, a predicted model, not a curated record